CUCUCAGCCUCACUCCAGCCCAGACACCACCAUGACCGGCUCCUGCUGUGGAUCCUUCUCCUCCCAGAGCUGUGGAGGUUGCUGCCAGCCCUGCUGCUGCAGGGACCCCUGCUGCUGCCGCCCAGUGUCCUGCCAGACCACUGUGUGUCGCCCUGUGACCUGUGUGCCCCACUACACUAGGCCCAUCUGUGAGCCCUGCCGCCGCCCCAUCUGCUGUGACCCCUGCAGCCUGCAGCAGGGCUGCUGUCGCCCCAUCACCUGCUGCCCCAGCUCUUGCACAGCUGUGGUCUGCAGACCCUGCUGCUGGGCCUCCACCUGCUGCCAGCCCAUCUCAGUGCAGGCUCCCUGUUGCAGGCCCCCCUGCUGCCAGCCUGCUCCCUGUCGCACCACCUGCAGGACCUCCCCCUGCAACACCUGCUGCUGAGCCCUCUAAUAGGCAACUUUUCCAGGUGAUGGAGCAGAAGAGAGACACCA
Messenger RNA from Rattus norvegicus (Norway rat), 474 nucleotides. It is a transcript of the gene Krtap2-4, whose product is annotated as keratin associated protein 2-4. The record is from RefSeq and is marked validated. Bases 32 to 424 code for a protein of 130 amino acids. Gene Ontology annotation, cellular component: keratin filament; cytosol. The transcript has a single exon. NCBI's taxonomy places the organism in Eukaryota, Metazoa, Chordata, Mammalia, Rodentia, Muridae.